Carcharodon carcharias (great white shark) is the source of this 2688-nucleotide messenger RNA. RefSeq names its product SUZ12 polycomb repressive complex 2 subunit b (gene suz12b). Lineage: Eukaryota; Metazoa; Chordata; Chondrichthyes; Lamniformes; Lamnidae. Gene Ontology annotation, molecular function: chromatin DNA binding. The record is from RefSeq and is a predicted model, not a curated record. Gene Ontology annotation, cellular component: ESC/E(Z) complex; nucleus. The transcript is spliced from 16 exons. Bases 39 to 2090 code for a protein of 683 amino acids.
CUCCUCCUCCUCCUCUCUUCGAGCCGCUGAGUUCCACCAUGGCUCCUCACAAACACGGAGGGGGAAAAAACGCCGUGAAGAAGCCCAAGAUUGACCAAAUCCAGGCCGACCACGAGCUUUUCCUGCAGGCCUUCGAGAAGCCUACUCAAAUUUACAGAUUUCUCCGAACCAGAAACCUCAUAGCGCCCAUCUUUUUGCACAGAACUCUUACUUACAUGUCACACCGGUUAUCAAGAACAAAUGCCAAAAGGAAAACUUUUAAAGUGAAUGAUAUGUUGGCCAAAGUAGAGAAGAUGAGGGGAGAGCAGGAAUCUCCCAGUUUGACAGCUCAUCUGCAACUUACAUUUACUGGUUUCUUCCAUAAAAAUGAAAAGCCAUCUCAAAACUCAGAGAACGAACAAAACUCUGUAUCCCUGGAGGUGCUACUUGUUAAAGUCUGUCACAAAAAACGUAAGGAUGUUAGUUGCCCCAUCAAGCAAGUGCCUACAGGUAAAAAGCAGGUGCCUUUGAACCCAGACAGCAGCCAAUCCAAACCAGGCAACUGCCCUUCCCUAGCAGUCCCUAGCAAUGAGUUUGAGCCUAGCAACAGCCAUAUGGUAAAAUCCUAUUCAUUGCUGUUCAGAGUGACCCGUCCAGGCAGGAGGGAGGUGAAUGGAUUGACCAAUGGAGAAAUUAAUGAAAAUAUUGAAGUAACAGAUGAGCUUCCUAGUAGGCGAAAGCGAAAUUCGUCUCACAAAGAUGAUGGGGAGAAAACCUUUGUAGCUCAGAUGACCGUCUUUGAUAAGAAUAGGCGGCUGCAGCUCCUCGAUGGGGAGUAUGAAGUAGCCAUGCAGGAAAUGGACGAAUGCCCUGUCAGCAAGAAAAGAGCAACGUGGGAAACCAUUCUGGAUGGGAAGCGGUUACCUCCUUUUGAAACCUUUUCUCAGGGUCCUACACUCCAGUUCACCCUUCGAUGGACGGGAGAUGCUGCGGACAGAUCCACAGCACCAGUUGCUAAGCCUCUUGCAACUCGCAAUACAGAUACCACAGCUGCAGAGACCAAGCUCAACUCGGUGAAACCAGCACAGACCCUUGCUGUAAAAGAUUCUCUGACAACUGAACUUCAAACUAAAAAAGAGCAAGUUUCAGUGGAGCCACGACAGAAAUUAAGGAUAUUUUAUCAGUUUCUUUACAACAACAAUACACGCCAGCAAACUGAAGCCAGAGAUGACUUGCACUGUCCUUGGUGCACGUUGAACUGUCGGAAGCUGUACAGUCUGCUUAAACACCUCAAGCUUUGCCAUAGCAGAUUCAUCUUCAAUUACGUGCCUCAUCCUAAAGGUGCUAGGAUAGACGUAUCCAUCAAUGAGUGUUAUGACGGUUCGUAUGCAGGAAAUCCUCAGGAUAUUCACUCCCAGCCUGGGUUUGCCUUUAGCCGCAAUGGUCCUGUGAAAAGGACGCCAGUGACUCACAUCUUAGUCUGCAGGCCGAAACGCACUAAACCCAGUCUCUCUGAGUUCUUGGAGUCUGAAGAUGGGGAAGUGGAGCAACAGCGGACCUACAUUAGUGGCCACAAUCGCCUUUAUUUCCACAGUGACACUUGUCUCCCCCUCAGACCACAGGAGAUGGAUGUGGACAGUGAGGAUGAAAAGGACCCUGAGUGGCUGAGAGAGAAGACCAUUACACAAAUCGAUGAGUUCACUGAUGUUAAUGAAGGAGAGAAAGAAGUAAUGAAACUGUGGAACCUGCACGUUAUGAAGCACGGGUUCAUUGCUGACAAUCAGAUGCAUCAAUCCUGCCUGCUCUUCGUAGAGACUUGCGGACCAAGAAUAGUUGAGAAAAACCUCUGUCGGAACUUUCUGCUUCAUUUAGUUAGCAUGCACGACUUCAACUUAAUUAAUUUAAACACCAUAGAUAAAGUAAUGGCCAGGCUCAGUGAGCUGCAACAGAAGCUGCAAAGAGAUUAUUCUGCUUUAAAACUGAGACAGGAGCCCACGGACGAGAGUCGGCCAAACAGCGAAGACAGUGGUACAGGCACGAGAGACAGAAAUUCAAGCACUGACAGUCUCUCCUCAGGAGUCACCAAACAGAGCAAAAGGCACAAGCUCUGAAACUAAAUCAUUCGCCCCGUCUUUUCUCCCUCCCCCUUUUUUUGCCCCACAUGUCAUCCUGCCCCUUUCCCUACCUGGACACAGUGGAUAGUCACUGAGGAGAGAAGGGGCAAAACAAGAUUGUUCCAUAAACGUUGAAAUCUACCGAAACUCCAAGUGGACACUGGGUUAAUCAGUAACAGUGAAACAAGACAACAGUGUUGUAUUAAGAUUCUUUAUUCUUGUAAAUGUUGGUGUUGAAUUAAUUUAGUGGAUGGAGUACAAUUUAAAAAAGACAUUGCAUUUACCACAGUAAACUGAACAAGCACAGUUCAGCUAGCUGCAAAUGUUUUUUUGUGCGAAAUCAUUCUUUCUUGAAGACUUAUUUUGGCUACAAAACCAAAUCUUUCUCUCAACAUCCACAUUGGCAGUUUAAAAAAAAUAUAUUGUUUUAAAAUCUUUCUGAAAAGUUUUGUCAAAGAAACCUCAAAAGGAUAGGGUUUCACUUUACAUUCUCCAUUUUUGAAAAAAGCAUGUACUUUAGAUGAAGUAUGCUAUAUAAAACCAUGAGUGUAACAAAACCUUCUGUUUUUUAAAAAAAAGUGCAAUUUAAAUAGUG